Messenger RNA from Colletotrichum spaethianum, 936 nucleotides. Its product is annotated as ATP-dependent DNA helicase pfh1. The record is from RefSeq and is a predicted model, not a curated record. Gene Ontology annotation, molecular function: DNA helicase activity. The transcript has a single exon. Bases 1 to 936 code for a protein of 311 amino acids. NCBI's taxonomy places the organism in Eukaryota, Fungi, Ascomycota, Sordariomycetes, Glomerellales, Glomerellaceae. Gene Ontology annotation, biological process: DNA repair; telomere maintenance.
AUGGAUGGCGGGAGCGCGCACCACGAUGGAACGGGACAAACACAGACGACGAUCGUCAAGCGUACCCUGAAAGCCGUCAAAGCAGCGCAGGAUCGGCUGCAUCGGGAGAGGAUGCUCGCUAUCGAGGGGGACGAGCCCGAGACCGACCGCAGACAUACCGGGGCCGAAACGGGUUUCGGUGACGACGGGGCCGACCAAGGGUUCUCAGCACUACCCACGAUAACCGCGGUGGCGGUGCCACUGCCCGCCCAGACGUGGAUAGACAUCGCGCCCGGCGCCACGUUCACACGCGCGGCAGCGGCCGUCAGCGCGGCAAGGACGUUAAACCGCAUGCAGCACAUGGCACUGACGCUGGUGUGCGAGGCGCUCGAUGCGCGUGUAGACGGCGAAGAGAGGCAGCACCUGCAGUACAUUGGGGGCGGAGGCGGAACGGGGAAAUCGUGGCUCAUCGACUCGGUGAAGCAGGUCUUCGCCGCGAAGGACGUCUCCAAUCAACUCGUCAUCACCGCAAUGUCCAGGACGGCCGCCGCUGGGAUCGAGGGAACCACCCUACACUCGGCUGUGGGGCUCACGUUCCGUAACGCCGAGGGCGCGAUGGUCAACCUUAUCGCAGCGGGCAACAUUGAGAAGGCCAAGGAGCGAUGGCGGAGGCGGAGUGCCUUUGUUGUCGACAAGGUGAGCAUGCUAGGCCUGUUGACGCUCUACGAGGUCAACCAAAAGCUCCCGAUGCUGAGAGGGUUCCUGGAGGAGGCGUUCAGGGGCCUACCGGUCGUCAUAUUCACAAGCAACUUCCUCCAGUUCACGCCGGUACUGCAGAAGAGCCUGCUUGCCGACAUAGAGCGCAUCGCGACCGGCCCGGACGGCACAAGACCACCGCCAAGCGGCAGUGCCGCCGAGAGGCGCUGGAGGGAGGCGGAGGCCAAGAAGCUCUGGUAG